AUCUGAUGGAAAGUGGGGAUGUAGCGGUAUGCUUCUUGAAGUUCUUAUGAGAAACUUUCUCCUGCAAGCUAAUCUGACCGAAAAGAAUAUGGAGAGUUUGGUUUCAUGUGAUCUUGAAGUGAAUUAUAAUAAUAUGCACAAGGUCUUGUGGGAGCCUUUUAUUGAGCCCUGGAAUUUUGAUAUCAAAUUAUCCCGAAAAUUGAUGCAAAUUCUUUGCUGAACAAUGCUGGGCUCACUGAAGUAAUUGUUGCAUCAUCAAAUCAUCUCAAUUUGAACAUAACAGAAUCUCUUUUUGAGUGCAUUUUCAGGAUAAUUGAGAUGUCGAACACUUUGGAAUUGAUGGAAACAGAUGUCAUUCCUGAUGAUAAGGGAUUGUCAGUUUACUGCACCAAAAGUUUCCAGGACAGAACGAUAUUCCCCAUAUGUACUUCAGAAUUUAACUUCUCUUCCUUUGGGGUACCAAGUUUUCAAGGACAUGAUUCAGAUGUGCUAAAUAUGUCAGCUCCAGUGGCUCAGAACUUUGUGCAACCCGGUUCUUCUGUUCCCAUCUAUAUCGAUAAUAGUGACACACUACUUAUUCCUGAUAGACGUCGAAGUCAAUUUGGUUGUUUCAGCAGUGAAUCUGGUGAUUGCCAUACAUCAUUAUAUGAAAGUGAUAAUGUUGAGAAAGCAAGUAAAUCUGGUUCUGGAAGCAGCUUUGUUGUUCCUGUUGUGUACGAGGUUUCAUUGCAGCAGCAGAGCAAGUUGAUACGAGUAUACUCUACUGUUAUAAUUUUGAACUCCACAUCCAUGCCAUUGGAACUUCGCUUUGAUAUUCCGUUUGGCAUCUCCCCAAAGAUCCUAGAUCCUAUUUUUCCUGGUCAAGAAUUUCCACUGCCUCUACACUUGGCCAAAUCUGGCCGGCUUCGGUGGCGUCCCCUCGGAGAUUCUUAUUUGUGGAGUGAAGCUCAUAGCAUCUCCAAAGUUCUUUCUCAAGAUAGCAGGAUAGGAUUUCGCCGAUCUUUUGCUUAUGGAAAUUUUGGUCAGCAGUUGCACGAUCUUGACCAAUCAAGAGAGCGAUUCAUUCAUCAAGUAACUUUAAGCACUCCAUUUGUUGUGAGGCAACUGUCUUCCAGAACCAAUAUCACUUCUAUCGAAAGUGGUGGCAUCACUCAGACUGCAUCCCUUCCUGAGUCAACUCGCCAAGUCCCUUUUGCAGCAUAUCCAAAAGACUCACCAAUUGUUCGCAAGAGGAGUCUUUCUUCAAAAAGUUUAAGAGAGGUGUGCUUCCAAGGUAAUGAGUCUGGCAAAGUAAAGGCAUGCAUUUAUUCACCUUGCCCUAUUUCCAGGGCCAGUGACACCAUGAUCCGAGUCAAAAGGGACCUGCCAGAGUGGGAUAAUUCAAGUAGCCCAUACCCCCUGUGGUCUGCUCCAUUUCCUCUUGUUCCACCCAGUGGUUCUACCAAUGUAAUUGUCCCACAACCAUCGCCUGGUGAAUCAGCUUUAUUAUCUGUUACGUGUUCUAUUCUUGGUGGUGCAUUAGCAGGGAGAACGCAAGCAAUUACUUUCCAACCUAGAUAUGUCAUCUGUAAUUCAUGCAGCCAUAACUUGUGUUACAAGCAGAAGGGAACCAAUUUAGUUUCUCAUCUGGCUGUUGGACAGCAUUGUCAGCUUCAAUGGACAGAUACUGCGAGGGAGUUACUAGUUUCAAUCCGUUUAAAUGAGCCUGGAUGGCAAUGGUCAGGCAGCUUCUUGCCAGAUCAUUUAGGGGAUACUCAACUGAAGAUUUGGAACUAUGUUAAUAAAGCUUUCAACAUGGUGCGGGUGGAAGUUCAGAAUGCCAAUAUGUCAAGCGGAGAUGAAAAGAUUGUAGGGAGUGUUCAUGGACAUGUCGGGACAAACUUUAUUCUAUUAUCAGAUGACGACAUGGGUUAUAUGCCUUACAGGAUUGAUAAUUUCUCGAAUGAGAGACUGAGGGUUUAUCAACAAAAAUGUGAAACUUUUGAUACCAUAGUUCAUCCUUACACAUCUUGCCCUUAUGCUUGGGAUGAACCCUGUUAUCCACAUCGUUUGACCAUUGAGGUGCCUGGAGAUCGUGUCAUAGGCUCUUAUGCAUUUGAGAUAACAAAACAACCUAUUGCAGUGCACUUGCGCUCCACCUCUGAGAAACCUGAAAGGACGCUGUUGCUAUCUAUCUGUGCUGAAGGAGCUACAAAGGUAUAAUUUCUCUGAUACCAAUAUCUUUAACUAAGCUAACUUUCUGAGGACAACUACUUCUCUCUCUGUUGCUGA
Molecule: messenger RNA, 2271 nt
Organism: Arabidopsis arenosa
Lineage: Eukaryota; Viridiplantae; Streptophyta; Magnoliopsida; Brassicales; Brassicaceae
Source: the annotation of a GenBank genome assembly